Chelmon rostratus (copperband butterflyfish) is the source of this 804-nucleotide messenger RNA. RefSeq names its product aquaporin-1-like. Gene Ontology annotation, cellular component: membrane. Gene Ontology annotation, molecular function: carbon dioxide transmembrane transporter activity; water channel activity; glycerol transmembrane transporter activity. Gene Ontology annotation, biological process: renal water transport; carbon dioxide transmembrane transport; hyperosmotic response. The record is from RefSeq and is a predicted model, not a curated record. The transcript is spliced from 5 exons. NCBI's taxonomy places the organism in Eukaryota, Metazoa, Chordata, Actinopteri, Chaetodontiformes, Chaetodontidae. The coding region runs from base 1 to 804 and encodes 267 amino acids.
AUGUCUGAAAUUAAAACGUGGGCAUUUUGGAGGGCACUUCUGGCUGAGUGUCUGGGAAUGAUCAUCUUUGUCUUCGUCGGCCUGUCAGCUGCAAUAGGGGACCGAAAUAAUUCUUACCCUGACCAGGAGAUAAAAGUGGCGUUCGCCUUUGGCUUGGCCGUCGCCACGUUAGCCCAGUGUAUAGGCCACGUUAGCGGCGCCCACCUGAAUCCUGCCAUCACCCUGGGCCUCCUGGCCAGCUGCCAGAUGAGCGUCCUCAGAGCCUUUUUUUACAUGGUAGCACAGAUUUUGGGAGCAGUCACUGGCAGUGCCAUUGUGUAUGGUAUUAGGCCAGAAACCACAGCUUCACUUGGCGUUAACAAGCUAAAUGGAAUCAGCCCUUGUCAAGGUUUUGGCGUCGAAUUCCUGCUCACCCUCCAGCUGGUCCUUUGUGUGCUUGCAGUCACCGACAAAAGACGUGAUGUUGGUGGAUUUGCACCUCUGGCGAUCGGACUGUCUGUAGGGCUGGGACACCUUGCCGGAAUCAGCUACACAGGAUGCGGGAUCAACCCAGCUCGAUCCUUUGGGCCUGCAAUUAUACAGGAGUCUUUCGCUGAUCACUGGGUGUACUGGGCAGGACCAAUGAGUGGCGGUGUGGUGGCAGCUCUUCUGUACUAUUAUGUGCUGGCAUUCAGAGACGAGCCCUUCAGCCAGCGCAGGAACGUCCUGUUUAAUGGCCCGGAAGAUGAAAACGAUGCAUUCGAAAUAGGAAAGAGAGAAGAGAGAGGGCGGCGGCAGCCCAGGGCAAAGUCAAUGGUCGAAUGA